AUGUCCAAACUCGUCGACGAUGUCAAGUCUGGCCUCAAAGGCAUUCGUGGAGCUGGCGACGCCCUCAGAGGCGAAGUCCUCAACGCCACUGAUCAAGCCUUUGACACGGAUCCCAACCACCCCAAGACACUCAGCAAGGAGACCAAUAACAAAACCAUCGCCGAGAAGGGAAAGCAGGAUAUGAGAGGUGUCGAUAACAUGAUUGCGCGUCGCGAGUGGGAGCACAAGGGUGUCGAGCCUCCCACCCAUGUUGGGCACAGAGAGCAUGAGAGACCGAAUGAGGGUCUGAACAGAGAACCUGGUACAAUUUUACCCGGUGAAACGGCUACUUAUGGGAAUGGAAGGACUGAAGAAGAUGCAGUAAGGGAAGCUAGGACGCAUGUGCCUGGUGAGCAGAGGCUGGCGUGA
This is a messenger RNA of Fusarium venenatum, 408 nucleotides long. RefSeq lists its product as uncharacterized. Lineage: Eukaryota; Fungi; Ascomycota; Sordariomycetes; Hypocreales; Nectriaceae. The record is from RefSeq and is a predicted model, not a curated record.